AUGCAGGACUGGUGUCGCUCUGGUCGCGGCGCGCGGUGGUCGUGCGGCUCGCGCGCGUGGAGUGAUGUCCGCGAGAUGAGACUGCCUCUGGUGCUUCUGUGGCUGGGCGCGGCGGCGGCCUGCGGCCCGGGCCGCGGCUUCACCCACCGCCAUCCCCUGCGCCGUGUCAUCCCCCUAGUCUUCGGUCAGCAUGACCCCAACAUCAGUGAGAAUUCGCAGCAAGCUAGUGGUCCUGCCGAGGGCCGCAUCACCAGAAACGAUGAAAAGUUCAAAGACUUAGUGCCUAAUUACAAUCCGGACAUUGAGUUUAAGGAUGAUGAAGGGACCGGUGCUGACCGCCUCAUGACGCAGAGAUGCAAAGAGCGGUUGAACACACUGGCCAUCAGCGUUAUGAUACAAUGGCCGGGCGUGCGCCUGCGCGUCAUCGAAGGAUGGGACGAGGAAAACGCCCAUUAUGAGAACUCCCUGCACUACGAAGGCAGAGCCGUCGAUCUGACGACAAGCGACCGCGACCGCAGCAAGUAUGGAUUACUUGCGGGGCUCGCGAGGGAGGCUGGUUUCGACUGGGUGUACUACGAGAGUCGUUCUUAUAUACACUGCUCCGUUAAGACAGAAUCUUCGGUCGGCACGGGCGCCGGGUGCUUCCCCUCAGGCGCCUUGGUGCACACGGAAAACGGGACACGAGACAUCGCCCUCGUGCAAAAGGGUGACCGGGUCUUGGCUGCGGACGAUACCGGCAAACUCGUCUAUUCAGAGGUGAUAAACUUCAUCGACCGGGAUCCGAACGCGACGCGGCACUUUAUGCAGGUGACCGCAGAGAAUGGUGUGACAAUCACGACAACGCCAUCACACUUGCUACUGCUCGCCGCCGCAGAUGGCUGGCGGGAGGUCUUCGCAGCCGAUGUAGAAAUCGGAGACGUACUUCUGACGAGAGGACCAGGAAGUGUCAUGCGUCCGUCACGAGUGGUAAAAAAGAGAAUGGUGGCUCGCCACGGAGUGUUUGCGCCGUUAACGCAAACAGGAACUAUUAUAGUAGAUGAUGCGCUCGCGUCUUGCUACGCUAUUGUGAAAAGCCAUGCGCUUGCGCACGCCGCAAUGGCCCCGCUGCGAUGGAUGUCAGGUUGGGGAUCGACGGAAACGCCUAGAGGUGUGCAUUGGUACGCCAACGCAUUAUAUUCCUUUGGCGAUUAUGUUCUGCCUUCCUCCUAUCGAUACCGCUGAUUAAGUGGUUCGGGGAUAGGUUUCUGUGGACUUAACGUUGGCAGUGUGAUCCAAUGACUGUUGCCGCGCGCGGGACGUGCCCAUACUCUGUAAAUAAUGGCCAGUGUAAAUAGAAAUGUGAAAAACAUGUUGUAAAUACGAUCACAACUAAUAAAUUCUUUCUCUUUACCUAUGAAAUCGACGACCUUGACUUAUUGCCUUCAAUGGAAUGUAUUUAUUAAGUAGUUUUGUAAGACAUUUCAGCAAUUUGCAUAUUAUUUAGUAACUAACUACGGAUAUAUGUAAAUUGUGUCGAUAUUGUUAUUCUGCACAAUGCAGAAAUACUUAAAUGUAUGCGCUUAUGGUUUUUAAGUUACUGUAUAAACAUUACUAGGUGUAAGUAACGUCUAUUUUGUUAGAGAAAAUUGAAUAUCUUGGAAUUUGUCUUCCUGAUGUAAACAGUAUUCGGUUUCUCAACUUCUUGGUCUGUAAGUAGACAUUCCGCUUUCUUUCGCUGGACACAGAGCAUGUUGGAAUUGUGAUCUUGGUACUUGAAACAGUGACUUAAGAUUUUAUUUAUUGUUAUUUAUUAUAAGCUAGGUAUUCUAUUUAUGAAUUGACGAAAAACAUAGAAUUUACUUUCAAUCUUAAUAUUUCUUUUCUGUUACACUGAGUCUUACAUAAAUAUUGCUUUUCUACUUUGACGGUUUUUCAUUAAUGUUCACUCAGGUAUAAAUAAGGCCAUGCAAUUAAUGUUAUAUUAAGAAAUUUUUUAUAGGCUUGCUACUCGUGUUGCUAUAAACACGAGAGCUUAUGUACUUCAAAGGUAGCUUGUGACACCUCUCAAAGAUCGACUGGAAGAUCUUGAACUGAAGUUUGGGUUCCUAUAGUGAAUUUAGAAUGUUGUUGGACUGGCAACAGGUUUACGAUUAAUAACUAUGUCUAAAUUUCGAAAUUAUUUAUUGACAUGUCUUCAUAUACUGUAAUACUAAGAGAGAUCAGAUAUUUUGAUAGAAAAUCACAAUUGACAUUAAAAAUGAAGAUUACAAUUUAAAAUGUUCUAAGUUACUGUAUUAAAAUGUAGACCCGUAUUAAUAAAUUCAUCUAAGGCGUAGAGUUUGUUGACUCUGGAGUGGACAUCAACGAUAACUAUAGCAUUGUUUCAGACUUGUGAAAAAUCCGCUUACGUAUAAAUUAAUAACGAUUUAAGCCUUAACCAAUCAAAGGCAGGAUUUUGGUCACUUGAAAAGGUGCCAAUGAUUAUAUUUUAUUAAUACAGAACUUCGGAGCUCUUUAUUAAUACGGGCUUUGGAAAUAAUGCACAAAUAUAUGUAAUGUUUUUAGAAAGUCGGUUUCAUAUACAUAACAAGUUAUCGUGCGUACAUAUAUCGGUGAGUUAUUCCUAUUUAGACCUAUUCAUUUAUAUUAAUAAUAGGAGCAAUUAUCAAGAAAAUCU
This is a messenger RNA of Hyposmocoma kahamanoa, 2656 nucleotides long. RefSeq names its product indian hedgehog protein (gene hh). Lineage: Eukaryota; Metazoa; Arthropoda; Insecta; Lepidoptera; Cosmopterigidae. Gene Ontology annotation, biological process: cell fate specification; regulation of gene expression; cell-cell signaling. Gene Ontology annotation, molecular function: patched binding; calcium ion binding. Bases 1 to 1221 code for a protein of 406 amino acids. The transcript is spliced from 5 exons. The record is from RefSeq and is a predicted model, not a curated record.